AUGUCAGCCAUAGACAUUGUAGCCCCUACCCCAGCUUCGACCCGCUCCCAAACCAACUCGGCCCAGCAAGCCUACCAUUCAAAGACCGUUGUUGAGCCACCAAACCAGCCGCAGACUGCGUCUCCAGCCGUAAACCGGCCAAUAUGUGUCAACUGCGGUACAACAGAGACGCCAUUAUGGCGUAGGACACCAGACGGAAACCCCAUAUGCAAUGCCUGCGGUCUCUACCAAAAAUCGCGCAAUGCCCCGCGACCCGCCUCCCUUUCACCGCACAACCAAGCACAAGCGGCCCAAGCAGCGGCAGCAGCUGCAGCAGCUCAACAACAACAAAACGCCAACUCCCACCACCAGGGUGGCACGUGUCCUGGCGACGGUCGCUGUGACGGAACUGGUGGCUCAAAUGCCUGCAAUGGGUGUCCUACGUGGAACAACCGACUGGCUACUGACAAUGCCAAUUCGUCAUCAGACGAGCAACAGCCAUCUUCGGCUUCGAUGCGCCAACUGCUCAAUCCAACUCCACCUCCAGCCCGCAACUCGACCACGACCAGCCCGAAUGCGGCCGCCCCCGACUCUCCAGCAGCCAAAAUCAACGCGUUGUCCUGUGGUAACUGUGGAACAAGCACAACCCCGCUCUGGCGUCGCGACGACGUUGGCAACAACAUCUGCAAUGCUUGUGGUCUCUAUUUCAAACUACACGGGACGCACCGUCCAACGUCAAUGAAAAAGACGGUCAUCAAGCGGCGCAAACGAGUUCCUGCAGCUGGGGGAAAUGGUGGUCAUGAUGGGGCAAAUGCCAUGAGCGACCAAGCUGCGGCUGAAGCACUUGUCGCUGUUGGGCGAUCGCGGAUGACUGGGUCGUCACCGAGACCACAUCCAACAGAUGACGACAAUGAAGAUGCCCCUCGUCGAAAGCGCGCUCGUCGUAAAGCUCCGGCCCCACUUCCCAUUGAGGAAGACCAAAAAGACUUGGGAAAACGCACGUGGUUUCCCAGUCCCGCGCCGACCGGAACCCCCCAAAACUCUUUCGAACUGCCGUCAAUUGGGAGUGCAUUCCCUGGCUACAUGCGUGGAUCUAGUCUCAGUCGGUCCGCAACACCUAAUCGGGUCGGCGCUGGUUCACCAGCUGCCGGGUACAAUCUGCCUCCGGUCCGGUCAUACCACGAAGGUUCUACUGGUGGGAUACCGACAGUCGAGGAGCUCGAACGACACUACUUCUCUCUACAUGAGCAGAGACGCAAAAUGGAGGAGUUGUUGAGGGAUACAGAGCGAAUGAUGGCUGGAGUCCGAAGGGGAAUUGAUGAGAUGAGAGGCGUGACAAUGGAGUCAAGCGCAAGGACUGAACCUGCUGCAAAUGGCAGUGUAAAUGGAAGCGCCAGUGCGAGCCCAACCAGCCAUCACAGCAGCGCAAGCAUAAAUGGAGUCACUUCUCAUGCUGAAGCACUUCCUUUGCGUGAGCGUGCUAGGAGUAACGAGCGCGCCAAUGUUUGGCCGGUCAAUGGCAAUGGAAACCUCAAUGGGUCCGCUAGUUCUCAUGGGUCGCCUAUCGGCAAUGCCAACACCGAGGUCGCUGUGGCCGUCUAA
This is a messenger RNA of Mycena indigotica, 1581 nucleotides long. RefSeq lists its product as uncharacterized. Gene Ontology annotation, molecular function: zinc ion binding; RNA polymerase II cis-regulatory region sequence-specific DNA binding; DNA-binding transcription factor activity, RNA polymerase II-specific. Gene Ontology annotation, biological process: negative regulation of transcription by RNA polymerase II; positive regulation of transcription by RNA polymerase II. Lineage: Eukaryota; Fungi; Basidiomycota; Agaricomycetes; Agaricales; Mycenaceae. The record is from RefSeq and is a predicted model, not a curated record. The transcript is spliced from 5 exons. The coding region runs from base 1 to 1581 and encodes 526 amino acids.